This is a messenger RNA of Ostrinia nubilalis (European corn borer), 2689 nucleotides long. Its product is annotated as adenosine 5'-monophosphoramidase HINT1-like. Bases 68 to 559 code for a protein of 163 amino acids. Lineage: Eukaryota; Metazoa; Arthropoda; Insecta; Lepidoptera; Crambidae. The record is from RefSeq and is a predicted model, not a curated record. Gene Ontology annotation, cellular component: nucleus; cytoplasm. The transcript has 2 exons. Gene Ontology annotation, molecular function: hydrolase activity. Gene Ontology annotation, biological process: purine ribonucleotide catabolic process.
CAAACGUCAAUGUCAAAACAAAAGGUCAACAUUCCAAACGAUGUGAGGUCGAAAAAUUUUGCGCAAAAUGUUUAACAAAGUGCUCCAACGCGCUCUCAAGUUCCGGCUGAAGAAGAGCUAUCCCACAAACAUUUAUGACUUGUCUCGGGGCUCCGCCAUUGCGGUUAAGAGGCCGUACAGCGACGAGGUGCGUCGCGCUCAAGCCCAGAGCAUCGCGACGCCCGGCCCGACGAUAUUUGACAAGAUCAUUUCCAAGGAAAUAAAGGCGGAUAUCAUUUACGAAGAUGAGUUCUGCCUGGCUUUCAACGAUAUCUCGCCUCAGGCUCCUGUACAUUUCCUGGUUAUACCUAAAAGGCGAAUUGCUAGGCUUCAAGACUCAGUGGAUUCCGAUAAGGAGCUGCUCGGGCACCUGAUGCUAGUAGCUCGUUCUUUAGGAUGCGCACGCGCCCCGUCCGGCUGGCGUUUGGUCAUCAACAAUGGCCGUGACGGCGCGCAGUCGGUCUACCAUUUGCACCUGCAUGUCCUGGGAGGAAGGCAGAUGGGCUGGCCACCAGGGUAAGAUCGGUGUUGCCAGUGAUGAAAACGCGAGGUGAAUGGUAGUUUUUGGUUUGGCAGAAAUAUUCAGUGGACUGAGUGUGAGUUUACAUCACUAGUGAGCGCGUUUAAAAAUUGUAUGAAAAUUUUAGUUUUUGAUAGUUUCCCGCUAGGGGCGCUGUACAAUCGGUCAUACAUUUAAUGUCAUUUUUUGACGCACUUACUAGUGAGCACGUUUGAAAAAAACUCAAACUCAGCCCUCUUUAAGGGAUCUUUGAAAUUAAGUCCACAAAAAAUUAAUAGUAACAGAUAAAAAGUUAUUCAAUUUUGAAAUAACCCUUUUUGGAUCCUCAGUAGGUUAAAUACGGCCUUGGGUAAGUUCCGUGUUGCCAUCAAUGAAAAUGCACAAUGUAAAUGGUACUUUUUGAUUUGGCAGAAAUAUUCAGUGUCUAAGGGCUCUUUAAAAUUACUUUUUGGCCCCGCAAUCGGGCCCUUGUCUCAAAUAAAGAGUUCUUUCGUUUUGCCACCAUUUAUUUUGACUAUAAAAAGGCCCCUAGGGUCCCCAGUAGGCUGAAGACGCCCCUGGGUAAGAGUCCAGUGUUGCCAGCAGCGAAAAUGUAAAUUUUAAUGGUAGUUUUUUAAUUUGGCAAACAUAUUCAGUGUUUAGUGCUCUUUCAAAUACGUCUGAGCGCUUGUAAAACCGCACACUUUUGAUAAUGCUGGCAACACUGUUCAUAAAUUAAUGUCAAAUUACUGAAUAAAUUCUAAAUUGUUAAAUGACCUCUUUUUUUUGUAAAAAGUUCCGUCAUUUUAUUUAUUUCUGAAAAUGUAAGUGCCUUUUAAAUUACAUUAUUUAUUAAAAUUAAUGUACAUUAAGCUACUAACCAAAUUAUGUACAAACAUAGUUUUGUAUAGUCGUAGGCACAACAGUGUCAUGGGCCAAGUUCAACUAAAGUCCCAAAAGCUCAAUUUUUUACUAAAGAAUAUCGUGUCAUAAUAAAAAAUAACGCCAUAGUUAGCUUGUAGUGCAAUAUAUUGGCCAAAUUAGUUUUGUAAGUUUACUAAAAAUUGUUUUAAAUAUAAAUACAAUUUGAAUUGGGUGGUAUUUUGUAUUGGGUUCACAGAAAACACGGUGGUCAAUUCCGUAUUAUGUAUACAGCGUAGGGCGUGCCACUUCAGUGGAUUGAUUACAUACAAUCCGGUUGAGUUAACUGCGAACCUGCCAGCCGUGACGUCACGUCAUCAGGUCUGACGCAGAAUGUGCACUUCGCGAAAUGCGCACUUUUCCAGAUUAAUAUUAUACAAACAAACUCUUCAGCCUUUACAUUUGUAUAAAAAAGUGCGUAUUUUUUGAAGUGCUCAUUUUGCGAAGUGCACAUUCUGCGUCAGACCCGUCACAUCGACGCUCCGGUACGCACAGGGCGAACGCGGGGUGGUGUAGGGGUUAGUGGGAGGGAGAGUCGUAUUCCAACGAAGUGCGCAGUUAGCUUGAUCGGGUUGUACGUAUAGACUAAGAGCUAGUGAACGCCUGACCUACGUCAUUUUAUAAAGGCUGAAAGUUUGUCAGCGUAUGCUCCCAACAUAGGUUAGAAUGUUGGUGGAUCAUAAAGUUUGGGUCAUCGAGGCUUUGGCAGCUAUCCUAAAAAAACUGUCUGGCAAGGAGUUGGAACUGUCAAAUCGUUGCCAAAGCCACGAUGACCCAAACUUCAUGAUUCACCAACAUUCUAUCCUAUAUCGGCUCGUGGUGAAAGUUAUUCUUGUGCAAUGAAGACGUAAAUUUCAAUUUUAUUCUGUGAAAAGGGCGAAUGAUAUUAUUACUGUUUUUCUCUAUUUUGAGAAGAAUACGUUUGCACGAGAAUUUUCCUUCACGCCACGCUGCAAGUCUAUUGAACAGUGGACGUCCUAUGCAUGUCAAAAAAGCUGGAAUUUGUUUACAAGAAGUAAUGCCACAGUUUGGAGCUCAUGAAUACUGGAGUGGUUUUAUGAUAUUUACAACAAUGGAAGUUAAAAUCCAAAGUUUGUUUUUCAUGCAUAACAAAGCAGGUAUUUGACCGCAAUCGCACCUGGUGUUAAGUGAGAUGUUGUCUAGGAUGUUACAUAUCUGCCCUGUAAGUGCCUAUUCACUCUCGCCUUGAAGUUUUGUACAAAAUUUUAC